AUGUCACACGGCCAGACGGUUUUAUAUUUAAAACUAAUCGCUUGGUUAUUUAUUAAAUUAUGUACGAUUAGCCAUGAAAUGUACCAAGUUCAUAAGAUAAAUUCGAUUAGUACUAUAUACCCAGCAGCUAAAACGUAUAUAAAACAGGCUGUUAAGACUGAUGCUUUUAGUUUAAGUUGCAAGAGCAGCAGGAGCAAAGUCAUGGAGGAUUGUGAGAUAAUUGGAAUGAUAUUCGAAAUCAUUGGGGAUAUGCUGUUUGGCAGUGAUACCUCAUCAGAUGAUGACUACGAUGAGUCGAGCACCUAGAUUAUUAUUAUAAUCCGCGAACCUAAUAGAAGUAAUCAAAUGGAUUAAUCCAAAUAAACCAUACAAAGUACAAUUAACCUUCGAACUAAAGCUAUAAAUACAAAACGAAAAUUGUGGAACUACCAAAGUAUACAACCAACAACAUGGACUGCUGUGAGCUGCCGGAAAUAUUUUUGAGCUUCCUCAACGACCUCUUCUUCUCGGACAUAACUGAUGAGGAGUACUUUGGCGAUUAUUACGACAAUUACAAUUGAAAUAGACCAGCGAUCGUGAGCAAAUAAAUUUGAUAUGAGCAUUUA
Messenger RNA from Drosophila simulans, 605 nucleotides. RefSeq lists its product as uncharacterized. Bases 1 to 306 code for a protein of 101 amino acids. The record is from RefSeq and is a predicted model, not a curated record. NCBI's taxonomy places the organism in Eukaryota, Metazoa, Arthropoda, Insecta, Diptera, Drosophilidae. The transcript has 3 exons.